Messenger RNA from Octopus sinensis (East Asian common octopus), 1512 nucleotides. RefSeq lists its product as uncharacterized. Lineage: Eukaryota; Metazoa; Mollusca; Cephalopoda; Octopoda; Octopodidae. Bases 1 to 1512 code for a protein of 503 amino acids. The transcript has a single exon. The record is from RefSeq and is a predicted model, not a curated record.
AUGUAUCAUUUGGAUUCUAGUUUUAGAUUUGACGUAUGUUCAGUGACAGUUUUAGAAGGAAUAUCACAAGCAAUUUUGAAUAAACUCUUAGAAGCUAUGCUCAGUAUUUGCCAAAAUCAAAUCAAGGAAGAGGUGAGCCAUGCACAGUAUUUAGCUGUUAUGUGUGAUGAUAUAGUUGAUGUCUGUGAUAAAAUGCAAGUGGCAGUGGUUCUGAGAUAUAUGCUGAAUGGGAAACCUGUUGAAAGAUUUUGGGGGUUUUUCAACCCCGUAAAUAGAACAGUUGAUGCUUUAACAGAAAUGCUACAGAAAGAGUUGUAUGGUUUGAUACCAGAUUGUCCCAGUAAACUUAUUGCUCAAACGUAUGAUGGGGCAGUCAGUUUAAGUGGAGAUAAGACAAAUGUCCAUACACUGAUGAAAAAACAGUAUAAAAAUGCCCAUUUCAUUCAUUGCUAUGCACACAAGCAUUGUGGAAUUAUUCAGAAAGCAACAUGGCAAAAUAGCAGCAUGAAAGUAUUUUUCAAUGAUAUAUCAAGUAUUUCAACUUAUUUUUCACGACCAGAAGUACUGGAGAAGAUUUUAGGACAAAUGGUAGUGCCUUCUUGUACAAAUUCCAAAGAAAGUAAUAUCACUUUCACAAUCAAUGCCAUACAUGCCAUGAAAGAUACUUUAAAAGUAUGUUGUGAAGUAUUAGAAACACGGACUUUAACAGAAAUUGGAACUGAAGCAACAGCUAUAAAAAGAAUAUUGAACGAUGCUGAUUUUGAGUUUUGGCUCUAUUUUUUCUCCAAAGUAAUGCCUCAUAUUGAUGAACUAUUUUCCCAGUUUGAAUACAAAAGCAUUGAUGUUAGAAAAGCUACCAUCUCUUUAAGUACUUUCUAUCACAUUAUGAAAACUAUUCGCAAUGAAUACGUGGAAGUCAAAGAGAACUGUUCUGAGAAUAAACAGAAAAAAUGUUGUCCAGAGAAAGCAGCCACCAUAGAGGAGGUGUGUGAUAUAAUUUUACUGAAAUGUAGUGAAAGAUUAAGUUUUAUUAAUCAUUUGGAAGCAAGCAAGUUACUUGUACCAGAUAACUUUUCAUCAUUUCUUUCAAAAUUUCCUAACUAUGAGCUAACUGAAGCAGUUGAUGCAUAUCCUAUGCUUGACAGAGAAAAACUUGGAACUGAACUUGCUGUCCUCUACGCCAGGAGUGAUAUAUAUCAAACCAAAAAGCUGAUAGAUUUAUUAAGAUUCUUUAAUGAGAGUCACUUACAAACAACAUUCUCUGAAACUGUAAAACUUAUUAAAAUUCUAAUCACCACUCCAAUGAUUACUGAGGAAUCAGAAAGAUGUUUUAAAACUUUAGAGAAAAUAAAAUCCUUUUUGCGGAACCCCAUAGCAAUUGAUAACCUGACAGCCUUGGGUAUGGUGGCAUUGGAGUGUAAUAUGGUGAAGAAAAUAACAGAAUUUAAUGAGAAAGUCAUAGACUGCUUUGUGACAGCAAAUAAUUUUCAGGAAGAUUUUAUGUACAAAUAA